Molecule: messenger RNA, 324 nt
Organism: Diaporthe citri
Lineage: Eukaryota; Fungi; Ascomycota; Sordariomycetes; Diaporthales; Diaporthaceae
Exons: 2
Coding region: 1-324 (107 amino acids)
Source: RefSeq, a predicted model, not a curated record
AUGUCUGCCUUCCGAGCUGGUCUCUCCCUCUGCAGCCGCCGCGUCACAGCAUCCUCUGGCAGGACCGUCAGUCGGCAAACAAGCGGCGCUACCUCCGCGAAGAGGUGCUACUCAGACCUGCCAUUUUACGCUUAUACCUCCACAGUUGGCCUCGGCGGAGUUCCACUAGCAUUUGGCGGUGCUGCUAGUGUAAUGGGAGCUGGCUUUUACGCACUUGGCAAGGAUCCUCGCGACAUCAAGCAUAACGAUCAUCAAGCACAACUGGCUCUGAACCCGAAGCGGUCAUUCCGGGACUCAAAGUCUACUCGUUGGACCACCAUAUAG